This is a messenger RNA of Closterium sp. NIES-67, 2638 nucleotides long. Lineage: Eukaryota; Viridiplantae; Streptophyta; Zygnematophyceae; Desmidiales; Closteriaceae. The record is from the annotation of a GenBank genome assembly.
ACAACGACAUGAUGACUGCCAAUAGAGCAAGUGAUUCGCCCCUGAGCCACUGUUUCUCCUGCCUCUGAUGUCGUGUAGCCGUAUGGCUGGCUGGUUUGUGUGCGAAUUGAUCAGUUUUCUAUGCGUGUCUGCGGGAAGCUCAGCUCAUCGAACUUCCUUGAAAGCAGUUGGGGCAAUUUCAGCAAAUCCAGUGCUGCGGGAUUUGGCACAGGGAUUCGUCGCUUCAUCCGCCUUUCAUCUUUUCUCAGAUCUCUCAGCUAGCUCUGCCCUCUUGCGCUUAGCCAUGGCUCGCACAGAUAGGGUCCUCGGGUUCCUUGUUCUAUGCGCUUUAGCGUGCUGCGCGUGGGCAGCAGAUGAUGCACCGAAGCUGGGGACGGUGAUCGGCAUCGAUCUGGGCACGACGUACUCGUGCGUGGGCGUGUACAAGAACGGGCACGUGGAGAUCAUCGCCAACGACCAGGGCAACCGCAUCACGCCCUCGUGGGUCGCCUUCACGGACGCGGAGCGCCUCAUCGGCGAGGCGGCCAAGAACCAGUUCGCCUCCAACCCCGAGCGAACCGUCUUCGAUGUCAAGCGACUCAUCGGCCGCAAGUUCGCGGACAAGGAGGUGCAGCGCGACAUGAAGCUCGUGCCGUUCAAGAUCGUCAACCGCGACGGCAAGCCGUACGUGGAGGUGCACGUCAAGGGCGAGAAGAAGGUGUUCUCGCCCGAGGAGGUGAGCGCCAUGAUCCUGGGCAAGAUGAAGGACACGGCGGAGGCGUACCUGGGCAAGAAGAUCAAGGACGCCGUCGUCACGGUGCCCGCAUACUUCAACGACGCGCAGCGGCAGGCCACCAAGGACGCGGGCGUGAUCGCGGGGCUGAACGUGGCGCGCAUCAUCAACGAGCCCACGGCGGCCGCCAUCGCGUACGGCAUGGACAAGAAGGGCGGCGAGAAGAACAUCCUCGUCUUCGACCUCGGCGGCGGCACCUUCGACGUGAGCAUCCUCACGAUCGACAACGGCGUGUUCGAGGUGCUGGCGACCAACGGCGACACGCACCUGGGCGGCGAGGACUUCGACCAGCGCAUCAUGGAGUACUUUAUCAAGCUCAUCAAGAAGAAGUACAACAAGGACAUCAGCAAGGACAACAAGGCGCUCGGCAAGCUGCGCCGCGAGGCCGAGCGCGCCAAGCGCGCGCUGAGCAACCAGCACCAGGUGCGCGUGGAGAUCGAGUCGCUCUUCGACGGCACGGACUUCAGCGAGCCGCUGACGCGCGCGCGGUUCGAGGAGCUGAACAACGACCUGUUCCGGAAGACGAUGGGGCCGGUGAAGAAGGCGAUGGAGGACGCGGGGCUGCAGAAGACGGAGAUCCACGAGAUCGUGCUGGUGGGCGGCAGCACGCGCAUCCCCAAGGUGCAACAGCUGCUCAAGGACUACUUCGACGGCAAGGAGCCCAGCAAGGGCGUCAACCCCGAUGAGGCCGUCGCCUACGGCGCCGCCGUGCAGGGCGGCAUCCUCAGCGGCGAGGGCGGCGAUGAGACCAAAGACAUUCUGCUGCUGGACGUGACGCCGUUGACGCUGGGCAUUGAGACGGUGGGCGGCGUGAUGACGAAGCUGAUCACGCGCAACACGGUGAUCCCCACGAAGAAGUCGCAGACGUUCACGACGUACCAGGACCAGCAGACGGUGGUGUCCAUCCAGGUGUUCGAGGGCGAGCGCGCCAUGACCAAGGACAACCACAACCUCGGCAAGUUCGACCUCACUGGCAUCCCGCCCGCGCCGCGGGGCGUGCCGCAGAUCGAGGUAACGUUCGAGCUGGAUGCGAACGGCAUCCUGAACGUGAAGGCGGAGGACAAGGGGUCGGGCAAGAGCGAGAAGAUCACCAUCACCAACGACAAGGGGCGCCUCAGCCAGGACGACAUCGAGCGCAUGGUGCGCGAGGCGGAGGAGUUCGCGGACGAGGACAAGAAGGUGAAGGAGCGCGUGGACGCGCGCAACUCGCUGGAGACGUACGUCUACAACAUGAAGAACACCAUCGGCGACAAGGACAAGGUGGGCGGCAAGAUCUCGGACGAGGAUAAGGAGACCAUUGAGGGCGCGGUGAAGGAGGCGCUGGAGUGGCUGGACGACAACCAGAGCGCGGAGAAGGAGGAGUAUGAGGACAAGCUCAAGGAGGUGGAGGGCGUGUGCAACCCCAUCAUGACCAAGCUCUACCAGGCUGGUGGCGGGCCCAGUGGCGGUGCGGCGGGCGGUGAGGAUGACGAGCCGGAGGACCAUGAUGAGCUGUGAGGGGGGAAUGACGGAAGCAGCGGGCGAUGCUUCGAGUAGUGGGGUUUAACACGCCGUCCUAGACCUCAAGCAGGUUGGACUAGGUUUGAGAUUACUAAGGUACUACCCUUGUAGGAUUUUGAAUACUGCGUUGAGCGGUGGCUCAUGCGUAAUCACUGCCUAAACCAUAUAAUACGUUGAUUCUCCUUGAUUUUGAAGAACUGUUUGUUGCAACUAUGUAACGGUAGGUUGUGUGGCUGUGUGGUAGCUGAGCUGCUAGCCUCCACCAGUAAAUAUGAUUGCUGGAACGGGUGAUGGGAUUGGAAAUAAUGCAUCCGGGUAACCUGGCCUGGUGCUUACGUCCUAAUGUAUUAAAGAUUAUUGUCCGCC